UUCCUGCCCCUUCCCGCCCGCCUCAGCGGAGCGUCCCGCGGCCGGAGCCGCCUGAGGCAGCGCCGGCCCCCCGCGACCCCUGCGGGCUCCUGUGCUCGCCCUCCCGCCCGGUGCCCGCACAGCCCCCGCCGGCCCCGCUGCCGCCUCACGCCGCCCCGGCACCCCGGGAUGGCGGCGGGCGAGGAGGAGAGCCGCGAGUACCUGCAGCGGCACCGGCUGCCCGAGCUGCUGCACCGCCUCGGAGCGCUGCUGCUCUUCCACCGCCCCGAAAGGCCACGCGAGUUCCUGAUCCAGGUGCUGGAGCAGGUGAAGGCCGGGAGGCGAGCCGAGGGCGAGUACCCGUUCCUCAUGGACGAGGACAACGUGGACGCCAUGUUCAGCCUGCUGGAUGUCCUGGGCCAGGGCCACAUCAGGGCAGCGCAGUACAGGGAAGCUCUUAAAACUUUGGGACUGAGCACUGAGGAUUUGGAGCUAGAAGAUGAUGCGAAUAUCACACUGGAUGAAUUCAAGGCAGGAAUGAAGAAAAAGAUGCUGGAGAGCUGGUCUGUGUAUUAGUUUGAGCAGUGAUCUGCUAUAUAUAUUAAAAAUAGGCAUCUUCCCCAAUUUUUCUUCUGGUUUGUCAGCUGUGAAUAGCCAAUUUUAAGCAGUACUCUCUUUUUCUCAUCUUCCCCACCCUUCRGAGGAGCAAUCAGCUGAAAAGGACAAAUGACAAGAACUUGUUCAUGUCUAGCAAGCACUGGAGGGAGUAUUGUUAAGAAUUGCUGUUCUUAAUAUAAUUAGAUGGUUUUUAAAAAAAGCAGAAAUCUCUUACACAACUGAAAUAGUAUUUUUGAGUUUCCUCCUUCAGUUUAUAGUUUACAGUAAAGGAUUGUUACCUGUUGGCUCAUUACCACUGAAUAAAAUUAAGUUACUUUUUCRGCUUACUUGCUGUGCUUUGGUUUUUGGUUUUUU
This is a messenger RNA of Malurus melanocephalus (red-backed fairy wren), 951 nucleotides long. It is a transcript of the gene EFCAB10, whose product is annotated as EF-hand calcium binding domain 10. The transcript has 4 exons. The record is from RefSeq and is a predicted model, not a curated record. Gene Ontology annotation, molecular function: calcium ion binding. NCBI's taxonomy places the organism in Eukaryota, Metazoa, Chordata, Aves, Passeriformes, Maluridae. The coding region runs from base 169 to 555 and encodes 128 amino acids.